Debaryomyces fabryi is the source of this 660-nucleotide messenger RNA. RefSeq lists its product as uncharacterized. NCBI's taxonomy places the organism in Eukaryota, Fungi, Ascomycota, Pichiomycetes, Serinales, Debaryomycetaceae. Gene Ontology annotation, biological process: cellular response to phosphate starvation; phosphate ion transport. Bases 1 to 660 code for a protein of 219 amino acids. The transcript has a single exon. Gene Ontology annotation, cellular component: Golgi apparatus; plasma membrane; cytoplasm. Gene Ontology annotation, molecular function: inositol hexakisphosphate binding. The record is from RefSeq and is a predicted model, not a curated record.
AUGGAUUGGUCUUUAUUGCAGAGUGGAUCCAAGCAUAGGUUCUUGAGAGAUAAUUUGUUUUUCAAGAGACCUAUUUACUACUAUUGUGCCAUGGUAAUUGAUGUUAUUUUAAGAUUCCAAUGGAUCUUUUAUGCGUUUUUCACAAGUCAAAUACAACAACUGGCGGUUACUAGUUUCUGUGUUGCAUUGGCCGAAAUUUUGAGAAGAUUCAUUUGGAUAUUUUUCAGGAUGGAGAAUGAGCAUUGUACCAAUGUUACCUUAUUUAGAGCUUCGAGAGACUCUCCGCUUCCAUAUGCAAUUUCAACAAAGGUAGAAAGGUCAAUUAGAAGACUUGUCAAAUUAAAAUAUAGUAAUCUAGAUUCUGCUGAACCUAUGCAAGAGAACUUAAGCACGAACAGAGCACACCAAGAUGAAGAUGAAGCAGAUAUUGGACUCAGUCGUAUUCCAACUUCUAGGCCGAAGGUCUCACCUGGAGAACUUCGUCGUAGAUCUACCUUGGGUACUUUCACUAAUGCUUUGAAUAAGGCACAUAUCAAGGAUUUUCAGAGAAGGAAGACAGUCGUUGGUGUUGAAGAUGAAGAAAGUGACGAUGAUGAUGAAGAUGAAGAAGAAGAAGAAGAAGAUAAUGUAACAUUUAAAUCAGAUGAAUUGCGAAAGUAA